AAAAUAAUCAGCUACAUCGCUAUCCACCUUAUCCACUAUAUCACGAAAACAUUGCAAACGCCUCUUUGAUCCAAUCACAAAGCGUAGAGAUCCAAUGGACAACAACAACCAGCAACCACCACCACCACCUACCUCCGUCUACCCUCCCGCCUCCGCCGCGACCGCAAUCCCUCCUCCUCCUCCUUCCGGAUCUACACCGAUAAUCCCCGGAGGAGGAGGAGCCUCGUACCACCACCUCCUCCAGCAACAGCUUCAACAGCUACAAAUGUUCUGGAGCUACCAGCGCAAGGAGAUCGAACAGGUGAACGAUUUCAAGAACCACCAGCUCCCUCUCGCUCGCAUCAAAAAGAUCAUGAAAGCCGACGAGGACGUCCGCAUGAUCUCCGCCGAAGCGCCGAUCCUCUUCGCCAAGGCCUGCGAGCUUUUCAUCCUCGAGCUCACCAUCAGAUCUUGGCUCCACGCCGAGGAGAACAAGCGCCGUACGCUUCAGAAGAACGACAUAGCCGCCGCGAUUACCAGAACCGAUAUCUUCGAUUUCCUCGUUGACAUCGUCCCCAGGGAAGAGAUCAAGGAGGAGGAAGAGGCGGCUUUAGGGAGUAUGGUGGCGGCUCCGGCCGUGAGCGGCGUUCCUUAUUACUACCCGCCUAUGGGUCAGCCGGCUGUUCCUGGAGGUAUGAUGAUCGGAAGGCCGGCGAUGGAUCCUAGUGGUGUUUAUGCUCAGCCUCCUUCUCAGGCCUGGCAGAGCGUGUGGCAGAAUUCAGCUGCCGGUGAUGACGUGUCUUACGGAAGCGGAGGGAGUAGCGGCGGUCAUGGGAAUCUCGAUAACCAAGGUUGAGUAGCUUGGAAGAAUUUUUCAGAUGCUGCCUUGUCUGAAAACCAGAAGCUGAGCUUAAUCAUCAACCCUGCUUUUAUUUUUGCAUGUGUCUGAUUCUUAAUUAUGUAUGUUUGUGAUUUAAUGGCUUACUUGUAAGAAGAGAGACAACAACAACAACAAGAACACUCUUUUCAUUCUCUUCCCCUGUUAACUUAUAAGUUAUUGCAGCAAAACUGCAGGCUUGCUUAACUAUAUAAUCUAAAUGUGCAGAUUCUGAUU
Messenger RNA from Brassica napus (rape), 1093 nucleotides. RefSeq names its product nuclear transcription factor Y subunit C-4. Bases 95 to 835 code for a protein of 246 amino acids. Gene Ontology annotation, molecular function: protein heterodimerization activity; DNA binding; DNA-binding transcription activator activity, RNA polymerase II-specific. The transcript has 2 exons. The record is from RefSeq and is a predicted model, not a curated record. Gene Ontology annotation, biological process: regulation of DNA-templated transcription. Gene Ontology annotation, cellular component: nucleus. Lineage: Eukaryota; Viridiplantae; Streptophyta; Magnoliopsida; Brassicales; Brassicaceae.